Molecule: messenger RNA, 1228 nt
Organism: Fusarium oxysporum Fo47
Lineage: Eukaryota; Fungi; Ascomycota; Sordariomycetes; Hypocreales; Nectriaceae
Exons: 1
Coding region: 175-1020 (281 amino acids)
Source: RefSeq, a predicted model, not a curated record
GUUUCCUCGGGCUCGUGAUGACGAACCCCGUCUAUAAAUAUACAUUGUUUCGCCCCAACUUCAGAUUUUAUUCACUCCUCAUCAGACUUCUCGUCACUCUGUAUCAAGACAAUAGCUCCUUUUUAUCCCAAAUCUCCCUCACGCAACACUUGCCCUUCGGCCAUAUCAACCAACAUGAAGCUGUCUGCGAUUACCCUCCUCGCCAUCACAUCCGGCAUCAUGGCGGCUCCUGCCGCUGAGCCAGGUGCCCCUGGCAAAUACGGGGAUUCUGGUUCUCCCAACAAUGCCUACGGCAAGGACAUAUAUCCGUACAACCACUACAGUCACAAGGAUCACAAGAAUCACGAUGAUCAUAAUGAUUACAAUAAUUACAAUCACCACAAGGAUCAGAAGGAUUACGAGGAUCACGAGGAUCACAAGAAUCACAAGAAUCACAAGAAUCACAAGAAUCACAAGAAUCACAAGAAUCACAAGAAUCAUAAGAAUCACAAGAAUUACAACGAUCACGAUGUUUACAAUGAUUACAAUGAUUACAAUGAUUACAAGGACCGCAAAGAUUACAAUCACAAUGAUUAUAAUCACCGCAAGGACCACGACGACCACAAGGGUUACAAAGAUCACAAGAAUGACAAUGAUUACAAGGAUCCCAAAGACCACAAGGAUCACAAGGAUCACAAGUACCACAAGGGCCACAAAGAUCACAAGUACCACAAGGAUCACAAGUACCACAAGGAUCACAAAGACCACAAGGAUCACAAAGACCACAAGGAUCACAAGGAUCACAAGUACCACAAGGGCCACAAAGAUCACAAGUACCACAAGGAUCACAAAGACCACAAGGGUUAUAAUGAUCACAAGGGUCACAAGGACCACAAGGAUCACAAGGACCACAAGGACCACAAGGAUCACAAGAACCACAAGGACCACAAAGAUCACAAGGACCACAAAGAUCACAAGGAACACAAGGGUUAUAAUGAUCACAAGGGCUAUGGCGAGGACUACGGCAGGUACGGAUAUUAAUAUAUUACCCAAUCAUUGCUUGGUAUUGCUUAAAGGUAGGCAAGACCAUGGAGUGUGAUAGUCGCGCCUAGGAAGAUUAUUAUUCUGGGGGAAAGAGAUGAUGAGCUUUGAAAUGCGACUGAUCCAGCACCAGAGUUGAUUUUCUGCACAUGAGAAUAGCCAAUAGCUGCCAUUCCUUAUAAAACAAUUAGGCCGUUCCUAACUCCCA